Messenger RNA from Nilaparvata lugens (brown planthopper), 1220 nucleotides. Its product is annotated as glutathione S-transferase 1-like. Gene Ontology annotation, molecular function: glutathione transferase activity. The transcript is spliced from 6 exons. The record is from RefSeq and is a predicted model, not a curated record. The coding region runs from base 167 to 823 and encodes 218 amino acids. NCBI's taxonomy places the organism in Eukaryota, Metazoa, Arthropoda, Insecta, Hemiptera, Delphacidae. Gene Ontology annotation, biological process: glutathione metabolic process.
UUAAUACUGGCUAGACCGCUUUGCAGCAAGGUAUUUGAUGACAGAAAAUGAGAUUUAUUUUUAGUCAUAUUCUGGUUCAGUUCAACUGGAUAGAGUCUAGAGAGGAGACUAAUAAUAAAUUGAUAAGAACUGUAUCAGCGUCAUACACAGCUUUUCUGCAGAGAACAUGACAAUCGACUUUUAUUACAUGGACAUAAGUCCUCCAGUAAGGGCGGUCAACUUAUGUUUGGCGGCGCUCAAUUUGGAAGUAAACAGGAAGGAAAUAAAUCUAUUCAACAGGGAAAACUUGGAGCCUGCUUUUAUACAAUUGAAUCCUCAACACACAAUCCCAACUAUAGUUGAUGAUGGAUUUGUUCUCUGGGACAGUCAUGCAAUCAACGCUUACCUGGUUUCAAAAUACGCCAAAGAUGACUCGCUCUACCCAAAAGAUAUCCAAAAAAGAGCUAUCAUCGACCAAAGAUUGCAUUUUGAAGGAUCUGUCCUUUUUACUCAUGGAGUGAGAUGCUUCCUCCCUCUAUUUUUCGGAUUAUCUAAAACCAUCCCGGAAGAUCAGAGGAGUCAGACAGACCAAUACUAUGAGAUUGUGGACAAAUUCCUCGAAGGCAACACAUGGAUCGCUGGUGAUCAGCUGACUAUUGCUGAUUUCUCAUACAUUUCUACCCUCAGCGGACUCUCACAAAUAUUCACCGGCGUGGAGAAAUACAAGAAUAUUUCCACUUACAUGGAUCGCUGCAAGGAAAACAUGAAGGAUUAUGAUUCAGCCAAUCAGCAAGGAGUUGACAAAUACGUUGGUAUACUCAAGAACAUUCUACAGUCUGAAUAAUAUAAUUUCACAGAAGUCUGAGAGUUUUUCAAUAUAUUACAAGUUCAACUUAAUUUUUUGUAUUUCUUUAGUGAACGUUCUUUGUACGGUAAGUGUUUUGUCAUAAACAGAACUAAAUUAUUGUUAACUCAAUUGAAUAUUUCUUGAAAAAUGAAUGUCUGUUGUCUUCUCCCAAUCAUAUUAUACUGUAAUAAUGAUUUUGUGAUUGUCAAAUGAAUAAAUACAUAAAAAAUAUGUAUUUAUUUAUAAUUUACAAUCAACUUAAGGAUAAAGAAACAGACUACAGACUAAAACUAUUGGCAUGAAAAAUAAGAAACUAAUUUUUCCCUUUUUGCGUAGUUGAGAAGUUGAUAUUGUGGUAAUUAUUCAUAUUGAAUGAAAAAGACUAAGAAAUUGU